Messenger RNA from Armigeres subalbatus, 2730 nucleotides. RefSeq names its product gamma-butyrobetaine dioxygenase. NCBI's taxonomy places the organism in Eukaryota, Metazoa, Arthropoda, Insecta, Diptera, Culicidae. Gene Ontology annotation, cellular component: mitochondrion. The coding region runs from base 144 to 1553 and encodes 469 amino acids. Gene Ontology annotation, molecular function: oxidoreductase activity. The transcript is spliced from 4 exons. The record is from RefSeq and is a predicted model, not a curated record. Gene Ontology annotation, biological process: carnitine biosynthetic process.
GAAAGUGAGUGUUUUAUUCCUAGCUGUCUCAUUCCCACCGGCAGCCACAGUAUUACGUCAACCAUCACACAGAAUAGCACGCGUCGCGACAUUUGUUUAGUAUACUUUAAAAAAAGUAUUAAAUACCUACCCAGCGAAUAAGUAUGGCACUUCGAACGAUCGCCACGACUCGUGCACUACGCCUGUUGCGAGGGCGUUCUGCACCCGUUAUCAAAUGGGAUUCGUCAGCCUUAGCACCUUCACCGAUAGCGCCGCGGACGGCAGAUCAUUGUCAGCAACAAUUUCGCACUAUCACACAGGGAAAGUAUUUGCAAAAGGCGGUCAGUGUCAGCUUAAGCGAGAUCAGUGGCAACUCGUGUAAAACGAUAAGGUCGGCGGCUUAUCGGAGCGGUGACGAACUGCUGGUGGUAGAGCUGGUCAACGGUCAGCAGUACGAUUUCCCGCUGGUUUGGCUGCGCGAUAAUUGCCAGUGUUCGGAGUGUUUUCAUCCGGGUUCGCAUAGUCGAAUUCUGAAUUGGGAGUUGUUCGAUGUUGGUGCUGUUCGGCUGAAGGACUGGUCGGUGCACGAGGAUGGACGGCGAGUGCAGCUUGUGUGGAGCGAUGGGCAUAGAUCGGAGUUUAGCGGGGAGUGGCUGGUCGAGAGGAAUUUCACCGAGGAAAAUAGUAAAGAAUAUUUGAACGAGUGGUACAGACCGCGGCCCAGGCUGUGGGGCAAGCAGGAGUUUGGUGAUAUUAUUAAGAAUUUCGAGUUCAAUGAUGUAAUAAAUAGUGACGAUGCGUUGCGCGGGUGGAUCGAAGCGCUGGUACGGUAUGGAACCGUCAUGAUCAAGAACGCGCCGUUGACGGAGCAGGAGUGUCGGCGAUUGGCAGAACGAGUCGGAUUCAUACGGAAAACACACUACGGCGAGGAGUUCAUCGUAAAGGCUAAAGAGGGAACCAGCAACGUCGCUUACCUGUCUACUCCACUGCAAAUGCACACCGACCUGCCGUAUUACGACUACAAACCAGGCUGCAAUCUGCUCCAUUGUCUUGUUCAGUCGCGCUCUCAGGGGGGUCAAAAUCUGCUGGCCGAUGCAUUCUACGUAGCGGAAUUGAUGCGCCGGGAACAUCCUGCGGAUUUCGACAUGUUGACCAAAACACUGGUUAACUGGACGGACAUCGGUGAGGACGAGGGCGGACAGUUUCAUAGUAUUUACCGGGCGCCAGUGAUUUGUAUCGGCCGAGAUGGAAACCUCGAACGAAUCAAUCACAGCGUUCCACAGCGGGAUAGCUUUUUCAAUGUUCCGCUGGAUCGGGUGCAGCCAUGGUAUCGUGCAAUGUCCAGAUUCGUGAAGUUGAUCCACCAAGAAGCAGUAGAGUUCAAGACAAUGCCCGGCGAUAUUCUGACCUUCAGCAAUGUUCGGAUGGUGCAUGGACGCACUGGAUAUACGGACACGGAUGUCAAUACCCGUCACAUCGUGGGGGCAUACCUCGAUUGGGAUGAGAUCUAUUCGAAGUUGAGAGUCUUGAAAGGUCUUGAUGCUGCGAAGAAGGGAGAUGUGAGAUUGGAUUGAGUAUGUUGGAUGGUAAUUUUAAAUUUCAAGCGAAUUUUUAUUUCUUCGACACUGAGAACGUCGUGAACUUAUGUUAGAUAUAAUCGUGGAAGAAUCUAGUUGCUUCGUGAAUUGAUUAUUUGCACACAAUAGACCGGACAGAAGGAAACAGAAGGUAUUACACUGUUCUUAUUAUGCGAUAAAUUUAAGGAGAUACACUGUAAUAAAAUUCGCCAUAAAAUCACAAUAGUUUUUUUUAAUAUAUCCCUCAACUCUGCCGAGGUGAAUGCAAACAUUUGAGAAAAUUCCUACUUUAUAAAAAAAACUAUACAUAGAUGUCUAAGCGCUAAACGACAAGGAAACUAAAGUCAAUAAACACUUGUUGUCGGGCUGUGGAUAUAAUAGUCGGCUUUCUAUGCGAGAAGGAGGAACGAAAAGUUUCCCACCUUUGCCUAGUUUGGGUAAAAUAUGAUUAGUUCGUUAGUUUUUUAAUAUUGGAUAUUUGUUAAGUAAAUCAUUUAAGCACCUAGUUUUGCUUUUUAUAAACAAUUAUCUGUUGUAAUAGGACUAAUCGACGGAUUGACUUACGAUUUGAUUGCUAUUUUAAACAAAAAAGUAUUCUGUAUUCUGAAUAUAAGUUUUGGGGACAGAGGGCUUGAAAAGAUAAAUUGAUUAUAUAAGUUUGAAAAAUUACAAACACUAUUCUACACACCCGUCAACCAAAUUUUAAACAUUUGGUUUAAGGUGAAAAAUGUUUUAAAUACAUGAUUAAUGGAGAUUGAACGUAAUAAGGCACUGCACACAAAACGAAACUAAAAGAAUGAAAUAGAAGAAAAUCUGAGAAUUGUUUCAGGAAAGUGGUGCAAAAUUGAAAUUAAUCACGCUGAUCAAGAAAAUCAAUGAGGUGCACUAAAAAACUCUUUGAAUUUCAACAUCAUUCAUUGAAAUGCAAGAACUUUCUGCCUUAUCACACAGUUAUUAUUAGUUCUUUGAAACAGUUAUUAAAAUUAAGGAAAGGGUAAUUGCAAAUUUGUAACAUUUCUUAUAGCAGUCUGGGUCUGCAAAUUACGAACUACGUAUAAUUCCGCACUUGUUAGAUUCUUUUUGGCCUAAAAAUUGAUCGGUUAGGGUUCUUUGAUUUUGUUUCCAAACGAUUCACGAAAGACACUUAUUUAAACGAACAAAAAACGAUCUAAAC